UACAUCUAAACUAUUAUGGGUAUUGAGUGUAAAAUAAACAACAUAAUUUUACCCAAGCCGUAUAUUGAAUAUUCGAAUAUAUCUCGUCCUGUGUUUUGUGGUGCGAACAAUAGUUCAAUUAUUUAUGCAGCGAAAGACACAGUAUGUAUCCAACCUCUAAUUAAUCAUGGAAACAAUAAAGCACAGGGUGGUAACCAAAUUCAUCUGUGCACUAAAUACGACGUGAAUGAAAAGAAUAAUAAAAGUGUUUUAACAAUAGCCUGUAUGUCACCUAAUGGUCGUAUAGUUGUUGCAGGAAGUACAGAUGGAAGACUAUAUGUUUGGAAUUAUCAUCAGGAUAACGAUCCAUUACAGAAAUGGGAAUUGAGUGACUAUCUUGGGAAUAUAAGACAUGAUGGCAAUUGUAUUAAAGAUUUUGCUUUUACGCCAGAUUCCAACUAUUUAGCAGUGGUUGGUUUAAAUGGAGGUCUUUUUGUAGAUUUAUCUAAAAAGAACAUUGUCGGAAAAUUGGCUGGAUAUUCGCAGCCUUUAUUCUCGGUUGCUAUUAAUAAAUCCAAAGUCACAUCAAUUGUCACAUGUGGAAUGAAUGAAAAAUCUUAUCUUUGGUUUCAUAAAUACGAUAAAAUGUUAGAGUGCCAAUUUUCCAAUACAACUAAUGGAGCUAUUUCGUGUGUAAGGUUUAGUGGAGAUGGUGAGCAUUUGGCUACGUGUGGUGAAAACGGUUGUAUUGAGGGAUGGUGUUUACAAAAUGGUGAAAAAGAUUCGACUUUAAGGAUUAGUGAAUAUCCUUUAAUCCAUAUGGCAUGGGCACCGGAUAGUCAACAUAUUGUUGUUUCAAGUUUGGAUUAUGUAAUACGUAUCGUUAACUUUACUAGCGGUAGUAUAACAUCAAGGGUUAUACUUGGAGAAGAGUUUCCUACCGUUGGUGUUGGAAUCUGUUGGGCGUCUUCAAAUUGGAUCGUUUCAUUAUGUUCCGAUGGAUUUUUUCGUGGUUUUAAUACAGUUCGACAAAAUGAAUUCGACUAUAAUAAUCAAUUUCUUUGGGCAGGUUUACAGGGAAAUUGCACAACCAUGCACUCACGUGUGUUUUCCGAUGUUCGGCUUUCUGUUAUUUCAGAUUCCAACGGAAGUUUUUUGUUUGUCGAUUAUCAAAAUCAUUGUCUUGAGGUUGUCGGUUUUCAACAAUUAACAAUACCAGAAGAAGUAGUGUGCGUCAAACUAUCACAGACAGCUGGUAUCUUUUGUACCAAAGUCGGUCACGUUUUUGUGUUUGAAAUUCCUCCAAAACUUACAAAAUCCGCAAAACAAACAGAACAAUUAAUUCAACAUGUCACAAGUCAUUCAAAAAAAACAUCUUCAUUUAUAAAGAAAAAUUCUAUCAAGGUGCAUCAUCAAUCUCUUACGGUCGCUUCAGUAGCUGAUCAUGGACCUGGCUAUCUUAAUUUCUCUUUACAAGGUCCCACCUUAAUCCAUCAUCAUAGUCCAACUUUUAUCAAAUCUAUGUCGCAAAUUAAACAUCGUAUUAUUGAUGUCAUUUUGUUGAAUGACGAUCAGCAAGUAGCCAUUCUCUCUGAAAAUGGAGAAAUUUCAGUGUUUUCUUUUGAAGAGCCUAUGGUAGAAUUCAAACUCUUGUUUUCUCUUCAGUUAAAUGGGGAUAUUGUAACAGCGUCUAGUACUGUAGAUGGAGGCAUGUUAGCUAUAGUAAUCAAACCACACAAAAACUAUCCCCAAAAUCGUUUAAAAAAUACAAAAAAACGUAAUUUCGACCCUCCUUGCAUUAUCGAAUUAUAUGAAAUUCAAAAUACCGCUACAUCCGAUGGAUUCAAUUUCCUUUGUGUUUAUAACCAUAUACAAACCGAGAUCGAAUGUAUAGCUCUUAAUGCGUCGGGGACUCUACUAGCUGUAGCAAAUGAUAAACAUGUUAUAAGUGUUACCGAUACCCAAUUAGGGAAGCAAAUCAUUAGCACGGAAUGGGCAGCUCAUAAGAAUAAAAUUACAUGCAUGUCGUGGCAUCCGACAUUAUACGUAUUAGCGACUGGAUCACUUGAUUGUUUUAUUGGCGUUUGGAAUGUGAAACAACCCAAAAGUCAAAAUAUUUUUUCUGUUCCGGAAUCGGGUGGAAUCAUGGGUGUCUCAGUUAUCGAUGAAACAAGUAUUUUAGUUGCCGGUAAAGCUGGUACCGUUUUUAAUCUCACAUUUUAACAAAAAAAAAAAGACGAAAAUAGAAACAAAUUUCGUUAUGAUUUGACAAGAAAAAAGAAAAACUACACAGCUG
This is a messenger RNA of Hylaeus volcanicus, 2275 nucleotides long. RefSeq lists its product as uncharacterized. Gene Ontology annotation, molecular function: actin filament binding. The record is from RefSeq and is a predicted model, not a curated record. Gene Ontology annotation, biological process: positive regulation of actin filament depolymerization; actin filament depolymerization. Gene Ontology annotation, cellular component: cortical actin cytoskeleton. The transcript is spliced from 11 exons. Bases 16 to 2202 code for a protein of 728 amino acids. Lineage: Eukaryota; Metazoa; Arthropoda; Insecta; Hymenoptera; Colletidae.